AAAAUUAACAAUCUCUUUCUCAUUUCAUGCUUAUCCAAUUCCAAUUAAAGAAAAUAAUAUUAGCAGCUGCAAUUUACGACUCCCAGAUGCAAUUGUUUCUUUGAUUCAUAAUGAGUGCUGCCACUGCAACCAGUUUCAGCAACAGCCUUAACAGCACCCCUAACUGGAGACUCAGCCCCACUCCCAACUGGCAACCUCCCCGCCGCUCUUUCCUCGUCCCACAAGCAGCCGGAAAAGGUGGCAAGAAACCCAAGAACAGGAAACCCAUUUCGCCACUAUCAACUGAAACGGAGAGCACUCCCGCGACCCAACAGCAACAGCAGGUGUCGCUCAGUUUGGAGGACGUGAAUCCGGUUGGGUUGGGGCGGAAAUCCAGACAGAUAUUUGACGAGGUCUGGAGGAAGUUCUCGGGUCUAGGGCAGAUAUCUAGGACGACUCGAGCCGAUGACCAAGACACAUUGGAUGCAUUACUCAUUAGGGAAGGUCCCAUGUGCGAGUUUGCCAUCCCUGGAGCUCAGAACACCACUGUUCUCGUGGUUGGUGCCACCAGCCGCAUUGGCCGGUUGGUUGUCCGUAAGCUUAUGCUGAGGGGAUACACUGUCAAGGCUUUGGUUAGGAAGGCCGACCAAGAAGUGUUGGACAUGCUUCCAAGAUCAGUGGAAAUAGUAAUUGGGGAUGUAGGUGAACCUUCCACCCUUAAAGCUGCUGUAGAAGGUUGCAACAAGAUUAUUUAUUGUGCUACUGCUCGCUCGACCAUCACUGGGGAUCUCUUCAGAGUGGAUCAUCAAGGGGUUUGCAAUGUUACCAAAGCAUUUCAAGAUUACAACAAUAAACUGGCACAACUGCGGGCGGGAAAAAGCAGCAAAAGCAAGCUUCUACUGGCAAAGUUCAGGUCUGCAGAUUCAUUGACGGGGUGGGAAGUACGUCAAGGAACUUACUUCCAGGAUGUGGUAGCAUUCAAGUAUGAUGCAGGAAUGGAUGCUAAAUUUGAGUACACCGAGACUGGAGAGGCUGUUUUCUCAGGUUAUGUUUUCACCAGAGGUGGAUAUGUUGAACUUACCAAAAAGAUUUCACUCCCUCUGGGUUACACUCUUGACAGGUAUGAAGGUCUGGUUUUAUCUGUUGGUGGGAAUGGCAGAUCAUAUGUCUUAAUUCUUGAAGCUGGUCCUUCAGCAGAUACUGCUCAAAGCAUAAUGUAUUUUGCAAGAAUAAACACAAAAGUUGGGUUUUGUCGGGUCAGAGUUCCUUUUUCAUCAUUACGCCCUGUGAAGCCAGAUGAUCCACCAUUAGAUCCAUUUCUUGUACAUACAUUAACCAUACGCUUUGAGCCACGAAGACAGGUUUGUCUAUUUCAAGUCUUGGCUUCUACUUGUUCUUUUGUUUGGAAGAAGAUUAAUGUUCUAAGCUUUAAGCUUACACUGGAAUAUAUAAAAGCCUUGCCUACUGGGCAAGAAACAGAUUUUGUUUUAGUCUCAUGUACAGGAUUAGGAGUGGAACCUAGCAGAAGGGAGCAAGUUCUCAAAGCCAAAAGGGCUGGGGAGGAUUCAUUGAGAAGAUCAGGCCUUGGGUACACAAUAGUACGCCCUGGUCCAUUAAAGGAGGAACCUGGUGGCCAACGUGCUCUUAUAUUUGAUCAAGGGAACAGGAUAUCUCAGGGCAUCAGUUGUGCUGAUGUGGCUGAUAUCUGUGUAAAGGCAUUGCACGAUUCAACUGCAAGAAACAAGAGCUUUGAUGUAUGUUAUGAGUAUGUUGCAGAGCAAGGGAAAGAGCUUUAUGAGCUGGUAGCACAUUUGCCUGACAAAGCAAAUAACUAUUUGACUCCAGCACUCUCUGUUCUGGAGAAGAACACCUAAGAUGCUUCUGAGGGUGACCAUUGAUCAUUGUUUGAGAAACUUAAUAUCACUCUAAUUAACCGGAAGCUCACAGAAAACAGAAAUCGGGAAUGCAAGAGAACUUCAAAAGUUAGCAAUGUAAAGAUACCAUUUCCUUUUCUCCCUGGAGGAUACAUGAGUGUCUGAUAGGAUAUGCAAAUGUUUAACUUCACCUUGGAUUCAUAUGUAUAUGGAAAAUGUGUAUGUACUGUCUAUAGUGAAGUAUAAAUGGAAUAAUGGAAUUAUAUUGAAAUUUUCAAAGCAUAUAAUAGAACAAAUUUUGGGUU
This is a messenger RNA of Rubroshorea leprosula, 2158 nucleotides long. NCBI's taxonomy places the organism in Eukaryota, Viridiplantae, Streptophyta, Magnoliopsida, Malvales, Dipterocarpaceae. The record is from the annotation of a GenBank genome assembly.